Molecule: messenger RNA, 1440 nt
Organism: Mya arenaria
Lineage: Eukaryota; Metazoa; Mollusca; Bivalvia; Myida; Myidae
Product: small conductance calcium-activated potassium channel protein-like
Exons: 1
Coding region: 43-1440 (465 amino acids)
Biological process (GO): potassium ion transmembrane transport
Cellular component (GO): neuron projection; plasma membrane; neuronal cell body
Molecular function (GO): small conductance calcium-activated potassium channel activity; calmodulin binding
Source: RefSeq, a predicted model, not a curated record
UAUGCAAAAACGUAUAAACAUUCAAAACUGAAUAUUUCAACAAUGUCGACCAUAUUCGAAAACCCAAAAAUACCUCUUGUUGGUAUGAAUGGCCGAAACAGAUUGUACUCUGGUGGCAGUGCUGAAAGCGGGAGUGAAUCUAACGCUUUGCCGAGCAAUAGACCAUACAGGUUCGAGACCGUCGGGAAAAUGUUGGCGAAGAGGAAAGAAUUGUUUCACCGCCGGAAGAGACACUGUGAUGUUACACUUUGUUUAGCUCUAGCAGGCAUUGGUCUGAUGAUAUUUGAAACAGAACUUACAACGGCAUUUCUGAUCAGGAGAGACUCUCUCCUAUCCUAUCUAAUGAAGACGUGCAUUACAUCAUUUACUGUUGCACUUCUGAUAUUUCUUGGUAUUUAUCAUUAUCUUGAUGUUCAACUCUUUGCAGUUAAUAAUGGAGUCGAUGAUCUAAGACUUGCAAUGUCUUUCAAAAGGGUACUUAAAAUAGGGAUGGAGCUCGUUAUAUGCAGUAUUCAUCCUAUACCAGGUGACUUUAAAAUAGAAUGGUCGGCAACUGUAGCUGACGGACAGUACGCAAGAAAGAUAAUAAUUCCUCUCGAUGUGGUUUUAUCUCUGCCUAUGUUCUUACGUUUCUACCUAAUCUGCAGAGCUAUUAUGUUACACAGUAGUUUGUACCAAGACGCGUCAUCCCAGGGACUCGGAGCGCUUAACCGUAUUCAUUUUAACUUUCGAUUUAUUUUCAAAUCGCUCAUGACUUUGUAUCCCGAAUACGUACUUGCAAUUAUAAUGCUCAUCUCAUUUCUCACCUCCAGUUGGAUUUUACGUCUCUGUGAAAUGUAUGGCCAGGAUGGGUCAAGGGAUAAUGUCCACGCAAGUUUUCUCAAUUGCAUGUGGCUAAUCGCUGUGACUUUCCUGUCUGUUGGUUAUGGCGAUAUUGUCCCAACUACAUAUUGUGGAAGAGGCAUUGCGGUUAUGACUGGCAUGAUAGGAGCAGGGUGCACUGCUCUCAUUGUCGCCAUCCUGGCUAGAAGGCUAGAACUCUCAAGAACUGAAAAGUACGUUCAUGACUUUGUUUUGGAUGUUGAAUUAGAUAAACGUUUAAAGCACAACGCUUCAGACGUUAUGAGGGCUGGUUGGUUUGUGUAUAAAUACAGAAAACUCAAAACGGACAAAUCAAAGAUUAUAAGACAUCAGCGGAAACUUAUUUAUGCUGUUGAAAACAUUCGGAAUAUCCGUGCAGCUCAAAGACGACUUAUUGACAACUCAGUGACCUUGGUGGAAAUAGGCAAAUACCAUAAUGAGUGGGCGUGCGCAAUCAGCCAUAUGCAAUACAAACAGUCAAUAUUAGAGGAGAAGGUCGGUAGCAUUCAGACUAACGUUGAGCAAAUAUUAAAGUCAGUAACUAAAGUGAAAGAAAGUAUAGAGCAACGUAAUAAUUGA